ACGGACGGAGUGGAUGCUCGGGCCAGACAUCACUUUCACAAAUGAAUUUAUAGCCCUCGUCCUGGCAGAGGGAGGAGGAGCCCGUGUAAAGGGGGGUUGGAUGUCAUCUGUUUUUUUUUCCAUUUCAGGGAGUGGCUUUCUAUGUUGCAAUGAACAAAGCCAGGAAGUAGCGGAUGAAUUUUUUUUUAUUUUUUACAUGGAGCGCUGCCUGCCGGGAUCUCAUCAGGAGCAAAAACGUUCAUUUCUCCUGUUGCUGGAAUGUAAACUGACACCGCACACUGGGAAAGCUAUACUUAGCUCUGUAUGCGACUCGUACUUUUUACCGUAAAAGGAUGUUUAACCACAGCAGUCGGACGUUAAUUAAAUGCUGUGUCUUUUCACUUUCACUUGUCGCUUUGUCCACUUUCAUCGUUAGUUUCUUUCUAAUUCAGAGGCAACGCGGAACUACCAACCAAAGUCCACAUCCGAUUGCACAAGAGUAUUACAAGUUUAUCUCUCCAUCAACAUACAGGUAUGUACUGAACCAGCCAGAAAAGUGCAGAGGAAAAAAGCCUUUCCUAGUGCUCAUGGUCCCAGUGGCCCCAGGUGACCGUUCCUCCAGGGACGCCAUCAGGGCAACUUGGGGUCAGGAGGGCUUGAUACCAGACGUGGUCGUCACCAGGAUCUUCUUUGUGGGUCUGGCCACCGGCGAGCAGGGCCCACGUGUCCAAAAAGAACUGGAGCGGGAAAGCCAGGAGCACGGCGACAUUGUCCAGAUGAAUUUCCUGGACAGUUACCGCAACCUGACCAUCAAGACCAUGAUGAUGAUGAACUGGCUGGCCUCCAGCUGCCAGGGCGCCUCUUACGCGAUGAAGAUUGACGCUGACAUCUUCCUCAACGUGCGCUACCUGGUCGACCACUUCCUGGGUCCCCCCACCAGCGCCCCCGUCCGGCAGGGGUACAUCACCGGGUCAGUCAUCAGCGAUGGCCACCCACGGAGGGACAAGAAAAGCAAGUGGUACGUCUCGGAGGAGGUUUACCCCGAACCGUCCUAUCCUCCUUACGUCUCUGGGGCGGGGUAUGUCUUCUCCACUGACCUGGCAGCAAGGAUUUCAUGGGCGUCUAGAUUUGUGAGGCCCUUUCCCAUGGAGGACGUCUACGUGGGUCUAUGCCUGCGGGUGCUGGGUGUGCGGCCGGCGUACUCCUACAGCCUGCCGUACAUGCGAAACUUGUUUGAGAUCCGUCGCUUGGAAUACGACAGGUGCUUGUUCUACCGCCUGGUCAUCGCGACCGGAUUUAAACCACGUGAGCUGCUCCGCAUUUGGCAUGACUUUCAGAAAUCCUCCUUCACGUGCUGACCCCUGCGUCUCCACUGAGGGCAUUCUGGGAAUUUUCUGAUUCAAUGAGCUCGUGAACAAAUAAUAUUGUGCUGCUACCUCACAGUUCUCUAGUGUAUGUAUGAAAUUCAAAAGCAAAAAAUAACUAACUGAAUAAAAUGAUUGUUAAACAAAAAUAGUUCUGCCAAGCCUUCAUCGGGACAAUGAUCUAUGCUCCCGAGUCUUUCUCACCUGAUAUGUAAUAUUAGGGCUGGGCGAUAUAUAUCUCAAAUAAUAUCUCAAUACUUGCAAGCUUUUUGGCGAUAUACGAUACAUAUCUCGAUAUUAAUGCAUUCUCUGAAAUAGCUUAACAGUUACAUUCAAUCAGAAUCACAUACUUCAUGUAAACCAUAUAUUUAGUGUAAUCAGAUGUUCACCAAUUGUGCAUAACCUCUUUUAGAAGCUUACUCAAUAAGACAAUAACAGUGCUCAGAUAAAUCUACAGCAUGCUUGCACUAAAUAUUUUUCCAAAAAAUAAAUUUUUAAAUGUAAAAAGAAAUCUAAUAAAAGUACCUGUGUGCAAAACAAGUCACUUCAAAUGCAACAUAGAAAACUAAUGCAUGCCAAAUGAAAAUAAAUUGUUGAAAAGGUAAACACAAAUUCUCCCCUGUACACAAUAUUUUUUUCAAUAGAUCCAAAAAAUUGAGUGGGGUCUGUGGGACAAUGACGGAAAUAGUGCAUACCGAAUGAGCAUGACGCACUUACAAAACAGUGCAAAUUAACAGAAAAAAUAGCUGCUUUAAGCACAAAGUAAUUUUUCCAAGUAUGUUUUAUGUUGGUGUGUAUGGGUUCUGACUCCUGUGUAAGGCAAACUCUCAGCAACUUAGCUGCUCUUAGAAGUUUUUGGCCAGAACACAAUCCAGUUUCUGGUUUGAGUUAGCCUAUGCUUUGUGGAAUGACAGAAUGUUGCUACUGGAACUAAAUGCUCUCCGAGAGAGAACGAAAAGCUGACAGGGCUCGUUCAGAAACCAGAGUUAACCUUAAUACUGCUUUUCCUCGACAGCAACAGCUAUCAAAACACGGAGACACGAAAAAUCAAAAGGAAAAAAACGCUAUAAAAACGGAUAGAAAAUAUAUAACGAAGGUGAGUGGGUGGGGUUGAGGACGGAGGGCACUUUGAUUGUAAACACAGCAAAACUAAAAAUGCUACAGUAAAUAAGACAUCCCCAGGAGAAAUAGUUAUGUUUAUUAAAGAUAGGCUACUUAGGGAAAUACUUUAAACCCGUUUUAAAAUGCUAGCAGCACAUGGGCUAUUUAACAGUAAUACAAAUUAACACGACAAGCAACGUGGGCCUAAUUGUGAUGUUAACAAAUAGUUCAUAAAAUAAAAUGAAAAUAAUGUGCCAGGAUUGUUUGGGCAGCCCGCUGGUGGACUGCGCGAACGUUUUUACUGUUAACUGACAUGCUGCGACUGCCACGCUUUGGUACCCCCACUUGUACGUUCCACUUCUGGUAGAAUUCUAGAAUGCUAUCUCAUUGCUGCCGUCCUCCAUGUCUGCCAAACAGAUACAUACUACAUGCGCCGUGCCGGUUCCGUAUUCGACUAGACGGGUCUUCAAGAAACUAAUUUGGCCGCACAAAUUAUAAGCACGCGAUCGAUGUCUCAUCAUUUUGUAUCCUCUACAAAAUCAUAAAAUAUUAUUGUAAUAUUCGAUAUAUCGCCCAGCCCUCUGUAAUAGCAAUAAUUUCACAUUUAUAAUACUUUUAUUGGUAUUUGUUGAAUGUCUGUGUCUUUUAUCCUACUUGAUGAAUUAAUGCACAUUACUUGAAUAAUGUGUUGUCUAAUGUAAGAGGCCCAUCAAUAAGUUUGUCAUGACUGAAUUUUUACCAUUGCUAUUGACUGCCCGAAAAUCUGAUGAUCGAAAUACUAUUGUGUAAAACGAAGACAUUCAGCUUAUGUCUCUUUACCGUUUUGGAGUGGCUCCCUUUUUAGGCAGCAUCCAUAGUCAAUCUUUCCUUUUUUUACACAUCUUUUGAGUCGCGUCAGUAAUCUAUUUACAGUGGUAGCAUCAGUGCCUUAAAGUGAUAGCAUCACUUUAAACAAGACCUGGCCAGAACCAAGUAUACCUGGACCUCUCCGGCUAACCAAUGGUGUAACUUCAUAACUCAGCCGACCAAUGAUGUAACUUCAUCACUUCAGUCACAGACAUUCGCAUUUGUAGGGCUGGCCCCGCUGUUGCGGUCCAGCCCAAAAAUAAAUCUGAAGUGAGUAGCUACAGUGCCAUGAAAAAUAUCUGCCCUCUUCCUGAUUCCUAUAUUAUUGUAUAUUUGUUUGCUGAAUUACUUUAGACAAAAUGUACUUUAGACAAAGGGAACCUAAGAAAAAGCGAAACAUAUUUCUUAAAUUAUUACUGGAAAAAAAAAAAAAAACACAGGGUAAAAUUACAUUGCUCUGGAAUAUAACUUGUUUGAAUUACGUGAGCUAGGAUAGCCGAUGUUGAUUGUUGUAACUUUCCCUCAUUUUGUAGGCCUACCAGUACUUUUAACGGCAGGCCUCGAUUUUGCGAGUUUCAUGAUUUGUAGACAGUGCUUUGUAUGAGUGAGAAACUUGCCAUUUUUCUGUGCUUUAAAAUGUAUUUCUGUUGAGAUAUCAUUUAUUUUUGUAUUGUUUGUUAAAAAUAAUGCAUAUAAUAAGAUAACUGAAUGUAGAGGGUUGUUAAAGCCAUUCGCUAGCUUGCAGAGCGAGCGUAAGGUGAUCAAGAUGGCACUGAAAUUAACCCCCAAAAUCUGUGUUGCAAUUCAGUCCAGUAGGUAGGCCAUAGUGAUACUGGCUUUCACUACCCAAGCCUAUUCAUAACUCAGACGGCUACAUGACUGCGAGGUUGACCCUAAACCCUAGGGCUACUUUUGCAGGCUUUGCCCAGCCACGGGACUUGUUCUGCAGGCCUGCAGCUGGACACUAUUGGAGUCCAUUUUUCAUGCACUGCAGUCAAAAUUAUCAAGCAUACAGGUACGAUAAAUGAACCAAUUUGAACGUUUAUGACCAUUUAUGUAACUGUUUAUAACCUUAUUUCCUUAUCAAUAUUAAUAUUCAAAUUAUUAAAGAAUGUUUGAUACAUAUGUUUAGUAAAAGCCACAAAGCUAUGCAUUUCAUGACGACAGAUUUAUUGAUUGUCUUAAAGGGACAGCGGUCCCUGUUUAAAGCUGUGGCUUUAACAACUUUUUAAUGAGUCAGCUGUAGCUACAUUACAAAUGGCAUGUUUAAAUUAAUGUUAGCUAGGCCUAUAGAUCAUCUUCCGACAUAAACUCAGUACGUCUAUCAUGCAUACAAUAACCAAUUAAAAACACUUGGCGUAAUCUAUUUAUGCCGUAAUCUAUAAAUGUGACAGUCCCGAGUGUACGAUCUGUACUGCACGUGAGGGCAAAAUCUCCCCCCACCCCCCAUUAUUACCAUAGAGCAUGCAUACAGUAGGAACUGGACUCUUUUUGUGACCAUAAAUUUCAUUAUGUGCAGCAGUUUAUGAAACAAUAAUGUUUUGGAUGAGAAGUUUUGGGAAAAUAUUUAUAAUGUUUAAUGUUUAAUAUAUAUAUUUUAUUACAUAAUGCAUAUUUUUCAAUCUGCUUUUCACAUGAAACAUAACGGUUGUAAAUCGAGUUUCAAAAUACCAUCAAGGACAUUUUAAUUUGCUUUCAAAAAUCUGAUAUUCCCCAUUCACUUUAAUGGGAGCUCCAAUUUUUUGCCCUCACAUGCUGUACAGAUCGUACCUUUAGGACUUUCCUGUCUAGUUAAAUAUGCAUGUCUAUGAUUAUUACCCCCUGAAGUUAACAUGUGUCUUCACCGUUACAGGCAGUGAGUGGAAACUGCUAGCUGGUUUAUUGGAGUUAACUUUUAACUGUAGUUAAUGUUACUGGCUAGCAAACUAUUGUUCAGUUGUUUUAGUUUUAAUUAUAAGUUAACAGCACAGAAGGUUGCUAGCUAGUGUACUGCUGUGAUGAAACAGCCAGGUAGCCAUCCAUCUAAUAGUAUUUUAUUGAUGCCACAUGCCCAUGCUGACUAGCUAGCUACACUUCAGGAACAUUAGUUUCAUUUUUCAUUUUAACUGAACUGAGCGGAAGUUAGCUCACUAGCUAUCCAUUCAACUGAUUUAAUGAAGCUGUGUGGCUAAAUUGUCCCUCACUGAACUGGUUUUGUAGAACAGAAAAUGUUUCUGUUUCUCUAGGUAAUUUUGCGUCAUCAUCAGCAAUGAUAAAAUGUGGUGUUCCUCAGGGAUCUGUCGUUGGGCUAAUUCUGUUUUCUAUAUACGUGUUACCACUUGUAAAAAGCAUAUCCUAUCACUUUUUUUGCUGAUGAUUCUCAGUUACAUCUGAGAAACCUAAUUAAUUAAGCAAAUUAACUCUUUUGCAUAACUGUUUGACUGAUGUUCCAUGCUGGAUGUCUCAAAACGUCCUCAAGCUCAACACCGAUAAAACUGAAGUGCUGGAUCAAAGCAUGUCUGAACAAAUUAAGGUAAAUGUUAUUUCUCUUGCUUGUAAUGUGAAAUCUGUUUUCAGAAAUCUUGGUGUGACCUCAGUCUUCACCUGCAUAUAAACAAGCUAAUUCAGGCAUGUUUCUACCAAUUAAGAAAUAUAUCCAAAAUUAGAUCAAUCUUAUCAUUUGAGGAUACUGAUAAAGUCAUACAUGCUUUUGUAUCAUCACGUUUGGAUUAUUGUAGUUCCUUAUAUACUGUACCUGUUUAAGCCAUCAAGUAGCACGGCUCCAAAUGGUCCAAAGUUAACAAGAACAAAUCAAAGAUAAUAUGUUACUCCAAUUUUAGCUUACUUGCACAGGUUUAUUUAAAAAUGUUAUUAAUUAUUUUUAAUGCUUUGCAUGGUUUAAGCCUGAAGACAAAGGGAGAUUGUGCUUUUUGAGUUACAGCCCCUAGGCUCUGGAACAAUCUCCCCCAGGCCAUUAGAACAGCUGAGUCACUGUCAUGAAGAUACAUUUUUGUAAGUUAGCUUUUAAUGUCUUUUAAUGUAUUCUCUGUACAAAAUAUACAUAUAUGUAUAUAUUUGCUUUAGAUUGUUAAUUUAUUUUGUUUUUUGUCUCCUUUGUCACUAACUGCAUAUUGAAAUUGCUUUAUUAUUUAUAUAUUGCCUGAACUUUUCAUGGUCUUUAUUUUGGAUGUUUUGCUGAUUGCUUGUAAAAGAACCUUGUGCUUUUUGUUUGAAAGGUGCUAUUUAAAUAAUAAACAAAAUGUUUUGGUUAACAGUAGUCUAAUGGUCACAAAUUCAGUCCAAGGUUUUUGGCCUAUCUUGUAGUCAUGUAGCUAUCUGAGUCAUGAAACAAUAUUCUGUGGGGUUUGCAUGUACAAUGAUAGAGAAUAAGGUUGCAAGCCAGCCAGCUUCCACACAAAAUGGGGAGAAUGAUUGAUUGUGUUACUGGAGUAUUUGUGAUGAUGUAAUACACAGGACAAAGAAGAAGAAGACGAAGAAGAAAAUGUAUAAUGACCCAAGUGUGUGGCUUUGUUGUGUGUGCAUGUGAAGUUCUACUUCGGAACACGUGAAGUCUGUCUGUUUACAUAAGGUCAGAAGGUACAAAAGUUAAUGUUCUUAAGGGCUGAGAAUGUGAGGUCUUUGUGGUAAUUUCUGUAGGAAACCCUGAAAAUGCCAAACUUGGUGCUGUAUAGGUAUGGGGCAUGCUGCCCACUAACUUGGUAUACCCAAUUUCUGAGGAAUUCACAUCUAAAAUUUAGUGUUGUUACACUAUGUAAUACCACAAUAAAACAUAUCAUAUCAAUAUCAGCCUAUUUACUUUAGGGGUUGCAGCAUAGCUUGCUGACCGAAUAGGUUUAAACCUGUUCUCACAGCCUAACAUUAAUCAACAUAUUGGCGAGCAAUGUACUGAAAUGUUAAAUAACCAAACAGCCUGUUCACCAAGAUAAGCUAGUUAACCAAAUAGCUAACUAAACAAUCAUUUUAAUAACUAUUCUCGGCUGAUUUCUCCAGUUUUGAAAACUAUUCGUCAGUUUUUUUUUUUGAAGGCAAAUCUUAAUGCUAGAGCAUAAAAUUUCAUUCUAGACAAUUCUGUGGUUCCCCAACAGUUUGAUUAGAUUAGAUUAGAUUACACUUUAUUGUCACAUUUCUCUGAAAUUUGUCUUGCGUCACAAGCCGUACUUCUCACAUACAGAGGUACAGACGUACUGUACAUUGAUACAAUAAAAUAAGACAAACAAUACUAACAGUUUUAGCUCAUUUCAUUAAUAAUACGUCAUUAUAAAAUGUACACAGGUGCCCAUCAAAAUUGCAUCGGCCCACAUUUCACCUGCCCAUAGCCCAUUAUACACAAUUACAUGGCAUUUCCCCAACAAAAUACACUUUCCCAUGGCCUAUCCUGAGCCCAUGUUUUUGUUUAGUAGCUUGAUAGACUUGAGUUGAAUGAGUUCCACAGAAUGUUAAGUCUAACCUGUAGGACCUUAUAGUUUCUGUUAGAUGGCAUAAGAUGAAACGUGAAAGGUCAGAUGAAAUACCACCAGCUGACUUAACAUUUGUUUUAUGUAUGCAGCUUGAAAUAUAAAUGUUUGACGUACAGUCUUUUAGCAUACUUGCAAACAAUGGGACAAUAUACUCUGGACAAUAUACGUUUAAGCUGUACAGAAAGACAGCUGUACCAAACAGUGAACCCAUAUCGCAUGAUACUCUAUAU
Anguilla rostrata (American eel) is the source of this 7977-nucleotide messenger RNA. Its product is annotated as beta-1,3-galactosyltransferase 2-like. Gene Ontology annotation, molecular function: N-acetyl-beta-D-glucosaminide beta-(1,3)-galactosyltransferase activity. The transcript has a single exon. Gene Ontology annotation, cellular component: Golgi membrane. Lineage: Eukaryota; Metazoa; Chordata; Actinopteri; Anguilliformes; Anguillidae. Bases 333 to 1337 code for a protein of 334 amino acids. The record is from RefSeq and is a predicted model, not a curated record.